UGCGUGAGGGGGGAGGAAAAGCAGGGCCUUUAAAAAGGCAACCACAACAACUUUUGCUGCCAGGAUGCCCUUGCUUUGGCUGCGAGGAUUUCUGUUGGCGAGUUGCUGGAUUAUAGUGAGGAGUUCCCCUACCCCGGGAUCCGAGGGGCACAGUGCGGACCCUGCCUGCCCGUCCUGUGCACUGACCGCCCUGCCCAAGGAUGUACCCAGCGCCCAGCCGGAGAUGGUGGAGGCCGUCAAAAAGCACAUUUUGAACAUGCUGCACUUGAAGAAGAGACCCGAGGUCACCCAGCCGGUGCCCAAGGCGGCGCUUCUGAACGCGAUCAAAAAGCUCCAUGUGGGCAAAGUGGGGGAGAACGGGUACGUGGAGAUAGAGGAUGACAUCGGAAGGAGGGCAGAAAUGAAUGAACUGAUGGAGCAGACCUCAGAGAUCAUCACGUUCGCGGAAUCAGGCACUACCAGGAAGACGCUGCACUUUGAGAUUUCCAAAGAGGGCAGUGACCUGUCAGUGGUGGAGCGUGCAGAAGUCUGGCUCUUCCUAAAAGUCCCCAAGGCCAACAGGAACAGGACCAAAGUCACGAUCCGCCUCUUUCAGCAGCUGAAGCAUCCGCAGGGCAGCUUGGACACAGGGGAUGAGGCCGAGGCCGUGGGAUUAAUGGAGGAGAGGAGUGAACUGUUGAUAUCGGAAAAGGCCGUGGAUGCUCGAAAGAGCACCUGGCACAUCUUUCCUGUCUCCAGCAGCAUCCAGCGGUUGCUGGACCAGGGCAAGAGCUCCCUGGACAUUCGGAUUGCCUGUGAGCAGUGCCAUGAGACUGGUGCGAGCCUCGUGCUCCUGGGCAAGAAGAAGAAGAAAGAAGAGGAGGGGGAAGGCAAGAAAAAGGCCGGAGGAGAAGGCGGGGUGGGAGGAGACGAGGAGAAGGAGCAGUCCCACAGACCUUUCCUCAUGCUGCAGGCCCGGCAAUCGGAAGACCACCCCCAUCGGAGACGGCGGCGGGGCUUGGAGUGUGAUGGCAAGGUCAACAUCUGCUGUAAGAAACAGUUCUUUGUUAGUUUCAAGGACAUUGGCUGGAAUGACUGGAUCAUCGCUCCCUCUGGCUAUCAUGCCAACUACUGCGAGGGUGAGUGCCCGAGCCACAUAGCAGGCACGUCGGGGUCAUCGCUCUCCUUUCAUUCAACCGUCAUCAACCACUACCGCAUGCGGGGGUACAGCCCCUUCUCCAACCUCAAGUCGUGCUGUGUGCCCACCAAGCUGAGACCCAUGUCCAUGCUGUACUAUGAUGAUGGGCAAAACAUCAUCAAGAAGGACAUUCAGAACAUGAUAGUGGAGGAGUGUGGGUGCUCGUAGAGUGCCCAGCCCAGGGGGAAUGGGAACAAGAGUUGUCCAGAGAGGACGGUGGCAAAAUGAAGAAAUGUUUAAGGUUUCUGAGAAAAACCAGAAAAAUAAGAAAUUAAAAAAAACAAACAAAACUAAAAACAAAACCUGAAACCGAUAAAGGAAGAUGUGGAGA
Molecule: messenger RNA, 1508 nt
Organism: Eptesicus fuscus (big brown bat)
Lineage: Eukaryota; Metazoa; Chordata; Mammalia; Chiroptera; Vespertilionidae
Gene: INHBA
Product: inhibin subunit beta A
Exons: 2
Coding region: 65-1345 (426 amino acids)
Biological process (GO): SMAD protein signal transduction; BMP signaling pathway
Cellular component (GO): extracellular region
Molecular function (GO): cytokine activity; growth factor activity; hormone activity
Source: RefSeq, a predicted model, not a curated record